Fusarium venenatum is the source of this 789-nucleotide messenger RNA. NCBI's taxonomy places the organism in Eukaryota, Fungi, Ascomycota, Sordariomycetes, Hypocreales, Nectriaceae. The record is from RefSeq and is a predicted model, not a curated record.
AUGCCUUGCAUCCAGAUUCACGAGUCCAAGCCCACUCACCUUGCUCGACCGAGUCAGACUGGUAUUAUCAUCUCGACGGAAAGAAGUGUCUGCAAUCGUCCCACUCUUUCUUCCACCCGAAUUUCAGGAGCAAAGCUGAAGAGCUUUCUAAAUAUUCCAGAGCAUCAAGAUCUCACUCUGCUACGGUGCACACCGGAAACCCUCUUACGCACCGAUAAGAACCUGGCACCACUGGAGCAUAUUGGCAAGUCGGCCGUUCAUGACUAUACGGAUCAGCAGCCUGUCAACAUCAAUAACCUGGCGUCCGUCCCUGCGGUAUCAGCACUUUUACUUAAAGAAAAUCGACCACUCAACGCACUUCGGUUCCGCGCAAAUAUCUGGAUUACGGCUGCUGGUGCGUUUGAUGAAGAGACUUGGAAACGCUACCGCAUCUUGCCAAUGGAAAAAGAUGCAGAACAUGUGCCUCCCACGCUUUAUGUGGUUUGCCGAACCUCCCGCUGCACAAUGCCGAACGUGAACCUUAUCUCGGGCAAGUUCGAUACAGACGCCCCGGGACCAGACAAGAAGAGAGGUAGGGCGCAGCCUAGUACUACUAUGGUACAGCAUCGCACAGUUGAGGACGGGAAUCCGAAAGCCCUCGGAUACAUUGGUAUGCAUUGUGUGCCUGAAGAUGCCAAUAUCGCUGAGGCUGCGGAUUCGCCCAAGGGACUGUAUAUCCAUGUUGGUGAUGAAAUAGGGGUUCUUGAGAGAGGUUCGCAUUUCUAUGGAUCGACAGGUAAUGAUUAUUAG